AUGGCAGCGGCCAACCGCACCUUCUUCCACCUCCUCAUCCUCCUCUCCGCCGUCUCCAUCUGCAGAUCUGACGACCCGGAAUGCGUGUACACGGCGUACGUGCGGACGGGGUCGAUAAUCAAGGGCGGCACCGACUCCGUGAUCAGCCUGACGCUGUACGACGCAAACGGGUACGGGAUCCGAAUCAACAAUUUGGAGACGUGGGGCGGGCUCAUGGGCCCGGGCUACAAUUACUUCGAGAGGGGGAACCUCGACAUAUUCAGCGGGCGGGGCCCGUGCCUGACCGGGCCGGUCUGCGCGAUGAACCUGACGUCGGACGGGACCGGAUCGGGCCACGGCUGGUACGUCAACUACGUGGAGGUGACGUCCACCGGGGUCCACCAGGAGUGUGCGCAGCAGCAGUUCGAGGUGGAGCAGUGGCUGGCCACCGACACCUCGCCGUACGAGCUCACUGCCAUCAGGAACUACUGCAAGUCCGCGGCGGCCAGCGGGAGGAAGCGGGCCCCGGGCGGGUCGGAUCUGCCGGCCCCGCUGUCGGUCAUAUGA
Molecule: messenger RNA, 546 nt
Organism: Striga hermonthica
Lineage: Eukaryota; Viridiplantae; Streptophyta; Magnoliopsida; Lamiales; Orobanchaceae
Source: the annotation of a GenBank genome assembly